AGGGUGGGGGGGUGGGGGGGGGACUAACCUUUAGUUUUUACUUCCAUGGACAAGAGUAGUGAGAUCAGAGAAACCCGUGACUUCAUGGACGUCGAGUCCUUCUCUCAGCUGCCCUUUAUCCGACCUGCACCACAGGGUAAAGACAAGAGCGGCGCCAUUAGGCUUUUCGGCAAAGAAUUCGGAGGUAAAAAUACUACCACGGAUGACCACUCAGAUCACUCUGCAGAAGGAGAAGCAACCAAAGGAAUGGCCCGUAGCGAUAAUACAGAGAUGAGGAGCAGGAAAUUCGAAUGCCACUACUGCUGCAGGAACUUCCCUACAUCUCAAGCACUUGGUGGCCAUCAAAAUGCCCACAAGAGGGAGCGACAACACGCAAAGCGUGCACAUUUACAGUCUGAAAUGAUGCAUGCAAACUUGUCUGAUUCGCAUGUUUACAGCCUAGUAAAUUAUGGCCGCCACGGAUCAUCAGUGCCAUCUCUUCCUAUGGCUUAUCAUCAUUCUUGGAAUCCCAGCAGCACCCCUUACAGUGCUAACGCCGGUGCCAAAUUUUAUGCAACCCAUAACUCGUAUAGCAUUCAUCAGUUUCAUCAUCAUCAUCCCCAGCCUAUAAAUGGGAGCCCCUUGACUUUGCGGAGAAUUCCACUUUCUCAAAGUUCAUCAGCAUUUGCUUCAGAAACAAUGCACCAGCAGAUUCCAACGUUCACUUCCAAGGAUGACUGCAUUAAGCCAAUUCCAGCAAUAAGAAAUAGUACAAGUCUUCUAACCCCCCAGAGUCGGUUCAGUUAUGAAUCAAAGAGUGGCAUGCAGAAUCACGUGAGUUUGGAUUUGCAUCUAUGAAUCAAGUAUAUGGAUGGAUGGACUCAUAACAAUAUAUCUUUCCAAGCACAGAGAGUUGUCAGUUGAAUAUUUUCUUGGGACUUCAUUGCUGAUUAAUAUGAGGAAUUUCAAGGAGUAAUGCUUGUUAUUGCAUGAGUAAAAUGAUUUGAUGAGCCUCACUUCCAAUUAGUUCAAUUCUCAGUUGUCUUUUGAUCGACCUUAGAGUUAUAUAUGCAACCUACUUAAUGAUUA
Molecule: messenger RNA, 1068 nt
Organism: Andrographis paniculata
Lineage: Eukaryota; Viridiplantae; Streptophyta; Magnoliopsida; Lamiales; Acanthaceae
Product: zinc finger protein 8-like
Exons: 1
Coding region: 46-837 (263 amino acids)
Biological process (GO): response to gibberellin; trichome morphogenesis; trichome differentiation
Molecular function (GO): DNA-binding transcription factor activity
Source: RefSeq, a predicted model, not a curated record